UGAAGGCUCUGAAGCUGUAUUACAUGGACAAUGAAGGGAGCCUUUUCAUCAGCCGUGUGACCACUGAUAUGCGACGGGCAGUUAGACGGGUCACCCAAUACCUCACUGCGGCUCACGGGCUUGAAGCGAAUCAGCUGCACCUGCCCGAGAUGCGAUUCGGCAUGUACGAGUGGUUCAAGGUUAUCGCCAUCAAGAAUCCCACGCCACUAGCCCAGAUCUUCAGGCCCGGCGGCUUUAACACGUUAGUCGAACUGCUCCGCCACGUCGUGGGUGCUGGCCGGCACACACUCGCAGCGUUGCUGUCGUCCAAGUUUUCGCCUCUUUACCGGUUCCGUUCGCAGCAAAAGGCCGAAGCCUUCGUCGCUUCCAUAGAGAACGCCCGCGACCGGUUCGAGGAGACGCUGGGUGACGACGGAGUUCUAGUCCUGCCGGCAGCCACGAGUGCCGCACCGUUUCAGAAUCAGGAAUUUCUAUUUCCUGAUUCAACAGGCAUGACGGCUUUGUUCAAUUUGUUCAAGGUGCCCGCAACAGUGUGCCCUGUAAUGCUAUCAUGGAACAAUUUGCCCUUGUGCGUCCAGGUGGUCGCGAAGAGGGGAAAUGACCGGAUAUGCCUGGCUGUUGCCAGAGAAAUCGAGAAGCACUUUGGUGGGUGCUUUGAUCCUUCGACGAAACUUCAAAGAGGGUUGUGAUGACCUCGUAAAGGACAAUUCUUUAUAGUUGUCCUUCCUGGCGAGAGUUUCUUAAGUGCAUAAGAUUUGCAACAAUCCUGGGCCCGUAUUCACAGAAACGUCUUACGCUGAAAAUAUUCGUAAUAGAAUACUCCAGCCAAUCCUUAUGCUGGACAUAGCAUUAGAGAUCCGGUUUGCCAAUGAAAAAAAAAAACACUUACGAAGGAGAAAGGUUAGUGAAACCGGCCCCCGUUCUUAGGAAGAGCGCCUAGGGUGCAAUAUCUUUCAUGGAGGCUGUUGCAAUUUUUUAUCCUUGCGAGUGAGAAUGCAUGCGAAAGAAAACUGUAGUAAUUUUCAUAA
Molecule: messenger RNA, 1028 nt
Organism: Rhipicephalus sanguineus (brown dog tick)
Lineage: Eukaryota; Metazoa; Arthropoda; Arachnida; Ixodida; Ixodidae
Product: fatty-acid amide hydrolase 2-A
Exons: 2
Coding region: 24-689 (221 amino acids)
Source: RefSeq, a predicted model, not a curated record